AUACCAUCCAUUAAUAUAAUAAUAAUUUGUAAAGAUGGGAACAAUGUUGGUUCAAAGAGUUGAAAGCUUAUCCUUAAGUGGGAUAGAAUCAAUUCCAAAGGAAUACGUGAGGCCAAAAGAAGAGUUAACAAACAUAGGUAACAUCUUCGAGGAAGAAAAAAAAGAAGGGCCUGAAGUUCCAACAAUUGAUUUAAAAGAAAUAAACUCUUCGGAUGAAUUAGUUAGAAGGAAAUGUAGGGAGAAGUUGAAGAAAGCAGCUGAAGAAUGGGGUGUGAUGCAUUUAGUGAACCAUGGUAUAUCUCAUGAUCUAAUUAAUCGUCUUAAGAAAGUUGGUGAAACAUUCUUUGGUUUGUCUGUUGAUGAAAAGGAGAAAUAUGCAAAUGAUCAAAGUUGUGGUAAGAUUCAAGGUUAUGGAAGUAAAUUAGCUAAUAAUGCUAGUGGUCAACUUGAAUGGGAAGAUUACUUCUUUCAUCUUAUUUUUCCUGAGGAUAAGAGGGACUUGUCCAUCUGGCCUAAGACACCACAUGAUUAUACGGAGGUUACAAGCGAAUAUGCAAAGCAACUAAGAGGGCUAGCUAGCAAGAUAAUGGAAGUGUUGUCUCUAGAACUAGGGCUAGAAGGAGGAAGGUUAGAAAAGGAAGUUGGUGGAAUGGAAGAGCUUUUACUUCAAAUGAAAAUAAACUAUUACCCAAUUUGCCCUCAGCCAGAACUAGCACUUGGAGUUGAAGCCCAUACAGAUGUAAGUUCACUUACUUUCCUUCUACACAAUAUGGUGCCAGGUUUGCAACUUUUCUAUGAGGGUAAAUGGGUCACAGCAAAAUGUGUACCUGAUUCAAUUCUAAUGCAUAUUGGUGACACAAUUGAAAUUCUUAGCAAUGGAAAAUACAAGAGUAUACUUCACCGUGGAUUGGUGAAUAAGGAAAAAGUUAGAAUAUCUUGGGCAGUGUUUUGUGAACCACCUAAGGAAAAAAUCAUCCUCAAGCCACUUCCUCAACUUGUAACUCAAAAUCAACCUGCACGGUUUCCACCACGCACUUUUGCUCAGCAUAUUCAUCACAAACUUUUUAGGAAUGAGGAAGAGGAAGAUACCAAAUGAUCGUGCAAAUUUGUAUUGUAUACAUACAUAUACUUGUUUGAAUUCUCUAUAGUUGUUUCAAGCCUAGUGUGUGUGCUGUUGUGUAAUAAGAGCCUCUAUAGGCCUAAAUAUUUGUUGUUAGUUAUUUCCUUUUUUAAAAUAAAAAACUAUUUAUUCAUCAUGUUUUUA
Cicer arietinum (chickpea) is the source of this 1264-nucleotide messenger RNA. RefSeq names its product leucoanthocyanidin dioxygenase. Lineage: Eukaryota; Viridiplantae; Streptophyta; Magnoliopsida; Fabales; Fabaceae. The record is from RefSeq and is a predicted model, not a curated record.